Molecule: messenger RNA, 2535 nt
Organism: Paramacrobiotus metropolitanus
Lineage: Eukaryota; Metazoa; Tardigrada; Eutardigrada; Parachela; Macrobiotidae
Product: dolichyl-diphosphooligosaccharide--protein glycosyltransferase subunit STT3A-like
Exons: 15
Coding region: 179-2377 (732 amino acids)
Biological process (GO): post-translational protein modification
Cellular component (GO): membrane
Molecular function (GO): dolichyl-diphosphooligosaccharide-protein glycotransferase activity
Source: RefSeq, a predicted model, not a curated record
CGGUGCAGCGACGCUGCGUCAAAAUUUAAAUCAAUCCGCGCAUGGAUUGGCUUCAGUGCAAAUAAUAAUUAAUCUUUGGAUAUUUAUCUUUUCAUCCUAAAGAUCCAGCGUUUACGAUUCGGAAGCGGAUUGUGGCAUACUCAGCCCAACAGGGCAGUAGGCUCUUCGCGUGUGCGCCAUGGUUCGCCAGAAUCCUGUCUCCAGCGCGGCUGGACCUGCUGCUGCCCAGACUAAUGGCAACACUUUCACGCUCCAGAAAUCCAAGGACUCUUUAUCCAAAUACCUUAAUCUGACCACUGAACAGCAGGAAACCUAUUUAAAGCUUUUAAUUUUAACUGUCAGCUGUAUUAUGUCUUUUAGCACAAGAUUGUUUUCAGUUUUGCGAUAUGAAUCAGUUAUUCACGAAUUUGAUCCUUAUUUUAAUUAUCGCACCACAAAGUAUCUCGCCGAAGAGGGAUAUUAUAAAUUUCACAACUGGUUCGAUGACCGUGCCUGGUACCCUCUGGGACGCAUUAUCGGUGGGACUAUUUAUCCAGGGCUGAUGGUGACCGCCUCAGCGCUGCACUACAUCAUGAACGCAUUGCACGUCAGUAUCGAUGUGCGAAACGUCUGCGUGUUCUUCGCGCCACUGUUUUCCAGCUUCACCACCAUCGUAACUUACCUCCUCACCAAGGAACUCAAGGAUUCCGGUGCCGGUUUAGUAGCCGCCGCUCUGAUUUCCAUCGUCCCAGGGUAUAUUUCACGAUCCGUGGCUGGCUCAUAUGAUAACGAGGGCAUUGCCAUUUUUUGCAUGCUGCUGACGUAUUAUCUGUGGAUUAAGUCAGUCAAAACCGGAUCGAUCUAUUGGUCGACUGCGUGUGCUCUUGCCUACUUUUACAUGGUGUCAAGCUGGGGAGGCUACGUCUUUUUGAUCAACUUGAUACCCCUGCAUGUGUUGGCCCUCAUCUUCACCGGACGAUUUUCACACAGGAUAUACGUGGCCUACUCAACGGUUUACUGCAUUGGAACGAUUUUGUCCAUGCAGAUCCCGUUCGUUGGCUUCCAGCCUGUGCAGUCCAGCGAGCAUAUGGCCGCAUUUGGAGUAUUUGGACUUUGCCAGCUAUAUGCCUUUGUGGAGUAUUUGCGCUCAAAAAUGACCAAGGAAAAUUUUGAAACUUUGUUGCGGUCAGUUGCUAUGGUGUUUGUGGGCGUUAUCGGUGUUGCCGGAUUAAUCUUAUCCCUUUCGGGAAAAAUUGCUCCUUGGACUGGACGCUUUUACUCUUUGUUGGAUCCAUCGUACGCCAAAAACAACAUCCCCAUCAUCGCCUCAGUCUCUGAGCAUCAGCCGACUGCAUGGUCAUCGUUCUACUUCGAUCUGCAGCUCUUGGUCUUUAUGUUUCCAGUUGGAAUGUAUUACUGCUUCAAGAAACUGACCGAUGCCAACAUUUUCAUCAUCAUGUACGGUGUGACGAGCAUUUAUUUUGCCGGAGUCAUGGUGCGUCUGAUGCUCGUAUUGGCUCCUGUUAUGUGCGUGCUCUCGGGUAUCGGAAUUUCUUCCAUCCUUCAUAUUUAUGCUCGUAACUCCGAGCCGGACACUUCCGCUGAAAAGAAGGGGAAAAAAGGCGGAGAGACCAGUUACUGGUUCAAGAGCGAAAUCGGAACCGCUGUGUGUUGCAUGAUGACAGUUUUCUUGGCGUCAUACGCGUGGCACUGUAUCUGGGUGACUUCGGAAGCUUACAGUAGUCCUUCGAUCGUGCUAUCAGCACGUGGUGGUCAUGGCGAUCGGAUUAUCUUUGAUGAUUUUCGAGAGGCAUACUAUUGGUUGCGGAUGAAUACAGAUGAGGAUGCGAAAGUUAUGUCUUGGUGGGAUUAUGGAUAUCAGAUUACGGCCAUGGCAAAUCGGACUAUUCUAGUGGAUAACAAUACAUGGAAUAAUACACACAUAUCACAAGUUGGGCAAGCCAUGUCGCGUCCAGAGGACAGAGCGUAUAAGAUAAUGCAGGAACUAGAUGUGGAUUACGUGCUAGUGAUAUUUGGCGGGCUGACAGGAUAUUCUUCUGAUGAUAUCAACAAGUUUCUGUGGAUGGUACGUAUCGGAGGCAGUACGGAAAGAGGUGCUGAUAUUAAGGAAACUGAUUAUUACACGCCGUCCGGAGAGUUCCGCGUUGAUCGAGAAGGAUCUCCCACUCUGCUGAAUUGUCUUAUGUAUAAACUGUGUUAUUACCGGUUCGGCGAUGUUUACACUGAAGGGGGCAAGCCUCCCGGAUACGACCGCGUGCGCAAUGUGGAGAUUGGUAACAAGGACUUUGAACUGGAUAAACUGGAAGAAGCCUUUACUUCCGAGCACUGGCUCGUGCGUAUCUACAGAGUGAAGAAAAUGCCUAACAGAGGAAUUUGAAUUUUUUUAAUUCUGCCAAGAAAUUGUGCAAUCAUUUCAAAGCAUUGUCAGCUGAUCGUGGGAUUUGUAUGUUGGUUUUAUGCCGUUUUGGCGAGGGAGAUUGUUAAUUGUUUCUGAUUUUAUAUUGUACGCAUUGUUGAAAAAAAAUUCUCAAAAUA